GAUGAACCUCUUCUUUUUUUCUCUUUUUAUUAUCUUUUUGCUCUAUAACACUUGUUCUUUGACGUUUACAACUGUGAUUGAUGUGUACGAAUAUGACUGGAAGCAAAUUUAAAUCUGCUGUGUUUCUUUGCAAGAUGCUCCAUAUCUCUGCUUCUGAGUCAUGAGUGUUUUGGGAUUAAAAUCAGAGGCCAUUCUUUUUCUGUUUGUUCUGUUCAGUAUAUAUUGUCGUCGUUCAUCUGCAUAGGGCUUAGGAAUACGUCCUAUUCCUGAAUUUGUCUUGGCGGUGUUCUUUGUUGUAUUUUCCAGUCGCCAUUUAGUGUUGGAGAAGAUGAUCUUCGAAUUUGUUUUCAGUCGAUCAAUCCAUGAGUAUUACACUCUGAUUAUAGAUAGAGAUCGCCCUCUCGUUCACAUGUAUGAAAUUAGAACUCUGUUUUUUUAUUUUAUUUUUUUCUUUUUACUGUUUUAGUCUUUUCAGAAAUCCGUUUCUCUAACUUUGAAGAUCUCGUUUGAUAUUAGGAACAAUUCUUGAAUUCUAGGUGUUUGCAUUGAUAUGUUUAGAGGAAGAUCAUCAGUUUUUAAUUCAAAUAAUGACCUUUCGAUUUUAUCAUUGUCAUUAAUAGAAAUUUGACAUUUAUCUCAUUUCAAAAAGAAAAAAUUCAUGGUGUUCUGAAGUCAAUGGGUUGGUAUUGAACUUUCAGAUAAAUUCAAGUUUUUAUUAAAUGUUUGACAAAAGAAAAAAAAAAAAUUGCACAGACUUUUAGGAAUGAAUUUGUGAAUUUAAAAGGGAAGAGAUCAAAUUAUUAUAAGUAUAAAGUUGAAGACAUUCUGCAGAUAUUAGCUUAUAAAUAAAUCCUAACCAAAUUAAUUCUAAUUAGUCAAUAAUGGCUUGAAGACAGAAACUUUUGAUCUCAUCAACAUCUGAAUAAGAUUCUUGUGGUUCUGGCCUGGCCAUCUGAUCACAUUUGUCAUCAUGGUUGGGCCAUGACAAAGGCAAGACUGAAGGCAGUAGGAUUGAACAGUUCCUUACAUUAUGAGUUAUGACUCGUGCCAAUCCCAUCAUCAAGGUAUAAGAAAAUGUAGCUACACAAUUUUCUUAUCUAUGACCUUCGCGUUGGGGAUUAAGACAUGUUUUUCUUAUUUAUUUAACAUUUUGCCAGUCAUAAAAUCCUGGUGUGAAGCAAAUUUGUGAAAACCUUCUAUAUAUGGCCUUUGAGCACUACUUUUCUCGUAGAUGGAGGAGGUGUGUUCCAGCUUCUUCAAUGGAAAAUUCUGAGCAGUUUAAGGCUUGCUUUGACUGCAACAUAUGCUUAGAGUUUGCAUCUGAGCCUAUAGUUACUCUGUGUGGCCACCUCUAUUGCUGGCCUUGCAUCUACAAAUGGCUUCACGUCCAGAGCGACUCCCUCCUCCCUGACGAGCCUCCGCAGUGCCCAGUUUGCAAGGCUGAUAUCUCCCACACGACAAUGGUCCCUCUCUACGGCCGUGGUCAAUCUGCUAAAGAGGCCGAGGUUGAUCCCAGAGGGCUGCUCAUACCUCCAAGACCAUCAGCUUUCGGCAACAAGGUUCUGGCAUCUAUCGGGUCUAAUAAUGCUUCUGGUGAGCAGCUUGUUUAUAGAGACCUAUAUCAAUAUCAAAACGACAAUUUUGAUAUGUAUGACAGUUAUGAAGAGGACUCCAGCAGCUCAUUGUUUAACCUGGAAGACAACCCGGUCGGCAGUUUUGGCCAUCCUACAGCCAGGAUGUUUGGAGAGACGGUGUAUGCUAGGUUGUUUGGAAGUUCAGAGAGCUUACAUGCACACCCAAAUUCUUAUGCUCUAACUGGGAGUGGCAGUCCCCAGUUGAGAAUACAGGAGAAGUCGCUUAACAGGAUAUCAAUUUUUCUCUUCUGUUGCUUCGUUUUGUGCCUUGCUAUAUUCUAAUUAUAGUUGUGGGCUUCUGUAAUUUUUCGUUUGUAACCAUUCUUGUAAAGGUACCGAUACAGAUUUUUUUUUUUUUUUUUUCUCCCUUUUUUCUUUCCCAUUAACAAAAGUAAGAAGUUAAAUUA
Cucurbita maxima (winter squash) is the source of this 2041-nucleotide messenger RNA. Its product is annotated as E3 ubiquitin-protein ligase RMA1H1-like. Gene Ontology annotation, molecular function: ubiquitin protein ligase activity; ubiquitin-like protein conjugating enzyme binding; metal ion binding. The coding region runs from base 1203 to 1916 and encodes 237 amino acids. NCBI's taxonomy places the organism in Eukaryota, Viridiplantae, Streptophyta, Magnoliopsida, Cucurbitales, Cucurbitaceae. The transcript has 2 exons. The record is from RefSeq and is a predicted model, not a curated record. Gene Ontology annotation, cellular component: endoplasmic reticulum. Gene Ontology annotation, biological process: ubiquitin-dependent protein catabolic process.